AUGAAUCAUGCCGUGGAAGCUUUCAUUGUUCUUCCUGGAGGAGUUGACACUAUGGAAGGUUUGUUUACCUUGAUCUCGUGGGCUUCUGAAGGGUUACACAAUAGACCCAUUGGUCUUUUAAACAUUGACGGUUAUUUCAAUAACCUUCUCAAAUUCUUAGACGAUGCAGUGAGACAGAACCUCAUGGCUUCUAGUCAGAGGAAACUUUUUAUUUCUUCUUUCUUUGUUGACGAGCUUUUAGACAAACUAGAGUUUGCUAAAGCUUUCCCGGGUCCGGGAGCCGGUUACGACGAGUUUGCAAAUCCUGAGAGAUUAGACCUAGAAUUGCAUCUUUAACUUUCCUCAUGUAAUCUAAGUUGCAUUCAUGUUGAAAUAAUACCGUCCUUGAACAUUACGAGUUAGUCAUAAAUAUUAUUCUAAGUUGUAUGGUCAGUGCAGCUACAUUUUCUUCAUUCUUCAGUCUUUCACUGUUGGUGUUACUGUUUUACGUCUCGUUUUGUAUUUUACGUCAAACGAAUCAAUCGAUUUGUCUUGU
Molecule: messenger RNA, 535 nt
Organism: Cuscuta campestris
Lineage: Eukaryota; Viridiplantae; Streptophyta; Magnoliopsida; Solanales; Convolvulaceae
Source: the annotation of a GenBank genome assembly